GUGUUUCCUUAUCCUCCUCCUCUUCCUUAUGAAACACAACAAUCAGGUUUGGAGUUUGAAAUCGUCUCUGUUCAGUCCAGACUCUCGGCUUCUCUGGCUGUCAGAGAAAAGUCUCAGGAUGUUUCUGCAGUUACAGGAAUGUAAAAGUUUUUCAGGAAUCCCAGGACUUUCUCUUCUCACUCUGGUGGUGUCUCUCUCCAUCCUCACAAGUGCCGGUGUCCAGGGCGGAAAGAUCCUGGUGUUCCCAGUAGAUGGCAGCCACUGGAUUAACAUGAACCUGAUGAUCCAGAGCCUCCACGCCAGAGGCCAUGAAGUGACCGUGGUCCGCACUGCCACUAGCUGGUACAUCAAAGAGAGUGCACCACAUUACCGCUCCAUCACUGUCACCCUGCCGGAGGCCAUCAGCUUAGAGGAGGAGGAGUUUUUUGUUCAACUGCUGACACAGACACUGGCAAACAAGAGAGAGGGGUCUUUUAUCAGCGUUGUGAAACUUGGGUGGGAAAUGCUGACCAGGCUGUCAGGGAUUCACCAGCAGGCCAGCGGCAUGGUGGUGCAAAUGUUUGAGAACAAGGCUCUAAUGCAGAGGAUUCGUGAUGCUCAAUAUGAUGUGGUUCUCACAGACCCAGGCUUGCCUGUAGGGGUUCUGGUUGCUCAUGAGCUGAAGCUGCCAACCAUUUAUAAUGUGAGAUGGAUCCUCAGUGGAGAAGCGCACUUUGCGGUCGCUCCAUCACCGUUGUCCUAUGUCCCACUUACAGGACACAUUGUGUCGGAUAAAAUGACCUUUAGGCAAAGAGCGGUGAAUGUAGUGACCAGCAUCUUCAACAUGUGCAUUUACAGGUUUUGCUUUCGUCCUCACUAUGAUCAAGUGGUGGACAGGUACUUCGGUCCAGAUGUGGACUUCUAUCACCUCCUACAAGGGGCAGACAUCUGGCUCAUGAGGGUGGAUUUUGUCUUUGAAUUCCCCAGACCCACCAUGCCAAACAUUGUCUACAUUGGUGGGUUUCAGUGUAAACCUCCUAAGCCUUUAUCACCUGAGCUGGAGGAGUUUGUUCAAAGUUCAGGAGAGCAUGGGUUCAUCCUGAUGUCUCUUGGCACACUGGUUAAAGGUCUGCCAAUGGAAAUUACCAAUGAAAUCGCUGCUGCCUUUGCUCAAAUUCCUCAGAAGGUCAUAUGGAGGCACGUCGGCGAGCGCCCCAAAAAUCUGGCUAAUAACAUUCUUCUGGUGGACUGGGUGCCACAGAACGACCUCCUGGGCCACCCAAAGAUGAAAGCCUUUGUGUCCCAUUGUGGAACAAACGGGAUCUAUGAGGCCAUCUACCAUGGCGUUCCAAUCAUCGGUCUUCCUCUACUGUUUGAUCAGUUUGAAAACCUUCUGAGGUUAGAAACGCGAGGUGCUGCCAAGCUGGUGGAUGUCACCAAAAUCACACACCAAUACUUCCUGGAAUCAGUACAAGAUGUUCUUCAGAAUCCUUUGUACAGGAACAACAUGAAGCGUCUCUCUGAACUGCAUCGGGACAAACCGAUGCAUCCUUUAGAGAGUGCGGUUUUCUGGAUUGAAUUUGUAAUGAGGCACAAAGGCGCUGCACAAUUGCGCACCGAGUCUUACAAGAUGCCCUGGUACACAUAUCACUCUCUGGAUGUUGUAUGCUUCUUGGUAGCAUUUCUGUUGUUGCUAACAGUGACCGUUGUGGGCUCCAUACGAUUUAUGUGCUUUCGACUGUGCUGGAGGAGAAAAACAAAGCAGGAGUAGGAACUCCCGACAUAUAUCUUAUGUUGCUUUUCCACGACACAGUUGUAGCACGGAACGGCUCAACUCUACACAGUUUGAUUCCAUACCUGUAACACGAGAAGAGUCACCAUACCAGGGUAAACUGGUAGUGACUUGUAAAGCAGUUAUUUUGGGUGUAACUGAAUCAUUAGAAACAGU
This is a messenger RNA of Solea senegalensis (Senegalese sole), 1927 nucleotides long. RefSeq names its product UDP-glucuronosyltransferase 2A3-like. Gene Ontology annotation, molecular function: UDP-glycosyltransferase activity. The record is from RefSeq and is a predicted model, not a curated record. NCBI's taxonomy places the organism in Eukaryota, Metazoa, Chordata, Actinopteri, Pleuronectiformes, Soleidae. The transcript is spliced from 2 exons. Bases 29 to 1750 code for a protein of 573 amino acids.